ACAGAUCUGAUUGGUCAGCAAAGCAGUGACUGUGGGCUUGCAGUUUCCCGGAAGUAGCAGCGACAGAAACGAAGUAGCUGGUUUUAGGCUUUCACCGGACAAAAAGCAGCGCUUAGAACCCGCCGAUGCAGAGCGGAACAGAGACAUGCCUUAAUGUAUUUCAUCCCUGAAGCCAGCAUCGACAGUUUGACCUCCCAUCCGUACAGCAUCCAGAUGAGUGCUGGCAGCACGCGGCCUGCACGCAGACGAGAUGCUGGAGUCUGGAUUCAAACCAAAAGCCUUCUCUACAAGAACCUGCUCAUCAAGUGGAGGACAAAGCAGCAGAGCCUCCAG
Molecule: messenger RNA, 333 nt
Organism: Oryzias melastigma (Indian medaka)
Lineage: Eukaryota; Metazoa; Chordata; Actinopteri; Beloniformes; Adrianichthyidae
Product: ATP-binding cassette sub-family A member 5
Source: RefSeq, a predicted model, not a curated record